AUGUGGGAGAAGAUAUCGAAGUCCAUUGGAGAUCUCUUGCAUUCUCUUCAGCCAAAUCGAGUUCGAGAGACAGUGCAUGGUGCCAACUUGGAUGUGCAGUGGGGGAGUUGCCAUGUCUGUUUGGAGGGAAGUAGGCUAUGUAUGUGCGACCACAGCAUUAAGGGCUCAAAGGUUGUCGAAAAUGGCACAGGCAUUGAGCACCAUGUGGAGGCCAAUGGCUCUUUUGCUCAUGCCGUUCUCAAUAUGAUUGGGAUGCUCAUAGGUUUGGGGCAGUUAUCAACUCCAUACGCACUGGAAAAUGGAGGAUGGGCAUCUGUGUUUCUGCUUAUAGGGCUAGGGAUAAUAGGUGCAUACACUUCUCAUCUACUUGGAAAAUGUCUUGACAAGAAUCCCAAGUCAAGAAGUUACGCUGAUAUUGGGCAGCAUGCUUUUGGAACAAAGGGAAAAGUGUUGGCCACAACCUUCAUCUACAUGGAAAUUUUCAUGGCACUCGUGUCUUACACAAUCUCAUUACACGACAACCUUUUUACUGUUCUUUCUGGGCUGCAGAUUAAGGUGCUUUGGGCUAAGCUGUCUACCUCUCAGCUCCUAACCAUAAUGGCUGUCUUGGUAGCAUUGCCUAGCCUUUGGCUCAGAAAUCUGUCUUCCAUUUCUUUCCUCUCAUCAGGUGGUAUUUUCAUGUCGCUUCUCAUUUUUGUAUCAGUGGCCUGCACUGCCAUUUUUGGAGGUGUGAAAUCCUAUCACAGGAUCCCAGCCCUCCACCUCCACAAAAUUCCUGCAAUAUCUGGGCUCUAUAUCUUCAGCUAUGCAGGGCAUAUUGUCUUCCCUGAUUUAUAUACGGCCAUGAAAAAUCCAUCCAGGUCGUUUACAAAGGUAUCUAUCGUGAGCUUCACAUUAGUGAUUGCACUUUAUACAGCAUUAGCAUUCAUGGGUGCCACAUUUUUUGGUGCUGAAGUAAACCCUCAAAUCACUCUCAGCAUGCCCAAACAUCUCAUUGUGACAAAGAUUGCAUUAUGGGCCACUGUGCUGACACCCAUGACCAAAUAUGCUCUAGAAUUUGCACCAGUUGCCAUUCAGCUUGAGCACAAGCUUCCAAAUUCAAUGAGCUCCAGAGCAAAGAUGAUCACAAGGGGCAGCGCGGGUUCAUGUCUUCUUCUGCUGAUUCUAGCGCUGGCUCUUUCUGUGCCAUAUUUUGAGUACGUUCUCAGCCUCACUGGCUCCCUUGUUAGUGUGGGAAUCUCCAUAACUUUUCCUUGUGCAUUCUACACCAAGAUUUGCUGGGGUCAGAUUUCAAAACCUGCCAUGGUGCUCAACUUCUCCCUCAUUGCAUUUGGCACUCUUCUCGGGGUUUUUGGUACCAUUUCCUCUUCCAAGUUACUCGUACAAAGCCUACGAAAAGCUCACUCCGCCUAAGAUUGACAU
Messenger RNA from Corylus avellana, 1422 nucleotides. RefSeq names its product Transmembrane amino acid transporter family protein. Gene Ontology annotation, biological process: amino acid transmembrane transport. The record is from RefSeq and is a predicted model, not a curated record. Gene Ontology annotation, cellular component: vacuolar membrane. Gene Ontology annotation, molecular function: L-amino acid transmembrane transporter activity. Lineage: Eukaryota; Viridiplantae; Streptophyta; Magnoliopsida; Fagales; Betulaceae.